Pocillopora verrucosa is the source of this 2173-nucleotide messenger RNA. Its product is annotated as motile sperm domain-containing protein 1-like. The record is from RefSeq and is a predicted model, not a curated record. Gene Ontology annotation, cellular component: cytoplasm. NCBI's taxonomy places the organism in Eukaryota, Metazoa, Cnidaria, Anthozoa, Scleractinia, Pocilloporidae.
UGGUAAUCUGCGAGGUAAACAGAAAAAAGGAAAACUCAGUUUAUCGCAUCGAGCGUACUCUACCUCAUCAAAUCUUUUAUGCUGAAAACCAGACCAGAGCGAAGGGAAUAGCCUUUACUUUUAUGAGGUCAUUACAACCCUCUCAUUUCACAGAUGGAAGCUUGCCAGUAUUUGUUUUUCCACAAUCGCUGACUUUUUAUGCUGACGAGCAGUCUACACACAAGCAAGUGCUCACGGUUUACAAUCCCUACGAGUUCACUUUACGGUUUAAAGUGUUUUGCACCGCUCCAAAGAGAUAUAUGGUGGUUGAUUCUGAUGGCGUGAUCAAACCUAGAUGCUGCAUUGAUAUAGUAAUCCGUCACAGUGAUGUUCAACCUGCCAAAACACAGCAAGACAAAUUUCGACUUCAGGUCUUUGAGUAUGGGCUACAGAAAGUCAUUGGUCAAAAAGAAAUCAUGGCUGUCCUUCAGCCAAGCAGGACAGAACAUCAACAGAUGCCUCGGGAGAAAUCAACCACAAGAUCCUCGAGGUCACAGAAAACAGAGAGCAGUGGUGUAACUGUGGAGCAUUUUGCAGACUCAGGGUUGGUGGGUCAGCAGGGUCCCAGUUUGUGGGUAAUAGUUAUGGCUGUGGUCUGUAUUAUUGCUCUGGUAUUACCACUGGACAGUGACAAGUAUACAGGAUCAGUACCACGCUACCUUCUGCUGUCAGUCAAUCAAAAGUUAUUGGCUUCUUUUAUCCUAGGUCUUAUAACAAUGGCAGUUUUAAAGACAUGACAGUAUUUACACUGUAAUGGAGUAUUUAGCUGACAAUAUUAGUAGUGGUGAUGAGUUUACUUUUAUUAUUAUUGUCAGUGAUAUAAUUUUUAGGAGCAUACCAGAACAGCCUUGAAUUUAAGUUGAAUCUUAUAACAGCCUUGAAUCUCAUUAUUACUAUAAGCUGUGAUAAAAUUAAUAGGUAUUACAAAAAAUACAGCUUGCACAUGAAAUAAACCAUUUAUCUAUGUUGCAAUAUAGUUUUACAGUUUGUUUUCCUGUAGAUUUAUUUCAAUUGGUUCUCUAAAGACAUUUUAAUUAUCAUUUCUUAUCCUCAUUGAGUCUAAGAUGAAAAGAAAAAAAUGACCUUAACUGUAGUCAUUUACUAGACAGGUUUGGGUGGAAGAGGACUUAAUGCAUAUACUGGGGUUUGGUUCCAAUUAACUUUUAGUUUGGCUCAAACUAACUUUUGCAAAGAUUACUUUCCAGUAGACAAUACUUUGAAUAAUUGCUGUUGUUCCAGGUUGGAUGGUAGUUUCCAUCAGAUUAAUUUAUUUAUGAGGCAGGUGCUACAAAACAGGCUCCUUUAUUCAAAUAUUUGAAUUAACAGUGCAGUUGUACUUCAGUGGACCUGAUGGUUGUUGAGUGUAAAUAAGGGACUUUAAUACAUAUAAAGAAAUGUGUAACGGUUUUUUUCCCCAUUAUCAAAGUGGAGGGAUGUGUGCUGAACUCUGUUGACUGUGCAUAAUGAAGCCAUCAUGUAAAUGGACUUACCUAUUAAUAAAUGAUGCAAUCUCUUUGUAGACUGUGUUCUUUUAAUGUUACUGUUCAGUAAACUAGUGGAUCAUUAAUAACAGCAAUUACCAACACUAACUUAGAACUUAAAACAAAGGCAUUGGUAGGUUGUAUGUAAACCCUCAAUACUAGAAACAAAGAUUGAAUGGGCAUGCUUACAUUAACUGCAUGUGUGCCCCUGCAUUUGGCUUUCCAAAGUGCACUACUAAAUGGUAGUUUUGAAUUUCUUAUCUCUAGUGAUUUAAAGUACUUCUCUGUAACCUUGGAUGUUUGGUUAUUAUGUGUAGUUUAUUUCUAUUAACAUAUGUUUGUAACUACUUCUAUUACAGCUAUACACACACCAACCUUUCACUAAUACAAAUUCAGAAAACUGUGAAAAAAACAACUUAGCUACUGAAACUUUUACACUUAUUGCCCUAGUCACUACAUUCAUAGCUUGAUACUUCCCAGAUACCUAGGAUCAACCACUUUCUAACUUGCUUCAUCCCAUUUGUCCUGAAUUGAUGCAGCUGUAUGAACAUACCAUCAUGCAGUAGCAAUAUCAGGCUUCAGAUGCUAUUAGUUGUGGAUUGAUUGCGACACUCUUUGUACAAUUAUCAGUUUUAAAUAUACCAAUUAAACGA